CUUGUUUUCCCUAGUAUUGUUCUCAUUAGUUCUGCUGAGAAAUCAAUAUUGUGAGAAUGAAAAAGGCUGCAGCAAUACUGUUAAUUGUUAUGAUUCAGGUGGCGACCACCAUGCCACUAAUAAUGGCGUGGACUCCUCCUCCUCCUCCUACUUCUGCAGCGAAAUGCCCACUUGACGCUUUGAAGCUGGGAGCAUGUGUUGAUGUGCUUAGUGGCCUUGUGCAUGUGGGCGUUGGAGAUCCCGUAGUAAACCAAUGCUGCCCAGUUAUUGAAGGAGUUUUGGCAUUAGAGGCAGCACUGUGUUUAUGCACAACCAUUAGGGCCAAGCUUCUCAACCUUAAUAUCCUUCUUCCAAUAGCACUAGAGCUUAUUGUAGCCUGUGGAGGGACCGUUCCCCCAGGCUUCAAAUGCCCUGCUCAGUAGCCUACUUAUAAUUGCUUGAAGUAUUGUACAACUUAGUUUGGUCGUUGGUUUUAUUACUACCUAUUUUAUGUCUUUAGUUGUGGAUUUCUGUGCGUGUUAGCCGAAUAAAUUUGUUUGGAGGAUGACGCUUUACAUCAGAAUGUUGACCUCGUGUGCUGGAGGUUUGUCAAGCCAUGUAACUUCCAACAUAUUGAAUGUUGAAAUGUGUUUGAUUGUACUUAUUUUUAUUAUUGGAUGAGAUUCUGAAAUAAUAACUAUUUGCCUAGCCUUGUAUAAAUAAACCACCAUUGUUGUA
This is a messenger RNA of Cryptomeria japonica (Japanese cedar), 717 nucleotides long. RefSeq names its product 36.4 kDa proline-rich protein-like. The transcript has a single exon. The record is from RefSeq and is a predicted model, not a curated record. Lineage: Eukaryota; Viridiplantae; Streptophyta; Pinopsida; Cupressales; Cupressaceae. Bases 57 to 422 code for a protein of 121 amino acids.